AUGUACUCAUGCUGCAGUGCAUCUUCAGCCUUUCAUCAGAAACCAGACACAUCUCCACAAAGCCAAGUCCUUUCACAUGCCCACACACAGUGGCACAGCCAGCCUUUAACCCUGCUACUCUGCUCCAGUGUUCACCACUCACACACACACACACUAGGCACUACUGCAAGCCUGCUAGUAAACCAGCUCAGCUUGCUGGGCGGCGGCCUUCCCCUCCACUUCAGACUUCUCUCACACACCAAGCUUCCUCCCCAUGGCUCCUCGCCUCCUCCUCCUGCUGCUCCUCGCCGCCACCGCCUCGUCGCAGUCGCCGGCCGCCGCGCCAUCCGCCUCCAACAAAGGCGCCGCCCACUCCCCCACUUCGUCCUCUUCGUCCUCCGCCGCCGCCCCAGGCCCCUCCUCCUCCUCCUCUCCCCCCGCGUCCAACAACACCCACAUCUCCACCUCCCCCGCCGCCUCCCCCUCCCACACAGGCACGAAGCUCACCUCCCCGGCCGCCUCCCCAUCCGCCACGCCCCCGUCCCCGCCGACCCCUCCGCCCACACUGCCUCCCCCACCCACUCCAGCCCCCAUCACCUCCUCCCAGCCGCCGGCAUUGCCUCCCUCCCCCCGGCCACCGCGCCGGCGCCGGCGCCCGUGACCGCCACCACCCCUCCCGCGGCGUCCUCCCCGCCGGUUCCCGCGCCGACGCUCCCUCCCCCGGCGCUCGCCCCCGCGCCGUCGUCGUCCCCCCCGGCCCCGGCGCCCGUCGUCCUCGCCGCCCCCGUCCCGGCGCCCGGCAAGAAGCCGACGAAGAAGAAGCGCGCCGCCCCCGCGGCGUCCCCGCUCGCCGCCGCGUCCCCGGCCACCGGCGCCGGCCCCGCCCCGGGGCCCGGGCCCUCCACCGCCGACAUGAUGAGCGGCGCGGCGAGGAGUCUCGCGGCGGCGGGAGGCGCGGCGGCGCUGGUGCUGCUCUCGCUGGCGUUGGGCCCGGGCUUGGCGUGAGGAAAGAGAUGGGUCCACCUGCCAGUCGUUCGCUUCCGCUGUUAUUAUGAUCACUGCCGUAGAGUGAGCGAGAGUGGUGUGGUUGGACGCAGCAGCUGGGGCUGUAGGUCAGUGUAGCGAUUUACCAUCUGGAGCUGAGCUGGGACGAGCAAAUUUCACGCCACUGUAUUUUGUAUUUUUGUGCCGUCUGGAACACAUCGUGCUGGUACCUAUGCUACGUACUGUGGUCACCAUUGCUUUGCUUUGCAUUGCACUGGAUUCUUCUCUUCUCUUCUCUUCUCUUUUCUUUCUUUCUUCCUGGAGAUCUCUGCUUUCCCAAUGGAUUGCAUCAUGCUUUUCUUUUC
This is a messenger RNA of Panicum hallii, 1328 nucleotides long. RefSeq names its product skin secretory protein xP2-like. The transcript has 2 exons. The record is from RefSeq and is a predicted model, not a curated record. Bases 1 to 984 code for a protein of 327 amino acids. Lineage: Eukaryota; Viridiplantae; Streptophyta; Magnoliopsida; Poales; Poaceae.